AUGUAUGUAUGUGAGUGUGCGUGUAUUUCCUUUGUUUUUUUUUGUUUUCACCCUCUUUCACAUCCCACUUUCUUUUUUUUUUUUCUUUUUUUUUUACAUUUUAUUUUGAAGUUCUGUCGUUUGUUCCCCUUUUCACUACAAGGCAAUACGAGGGGAAGUUUGUCACAACACGGGCCGAAGUACACGUGCGUCUCUCGUUUACGCUUGCGUGCAUACACUCCGCUGGGAUUGGGGGAAUUGAGAAUGGCGUGUGUGCAUGUACUCGUCGGGCAGUGUGGAAACCAACUUGGAACCCAAUUUCUAGACAAUCUCGUUGCUGAGGCAUACACGAGCGAUGAGGAUGAUGGGUUUGCCGCGCAAGUGUCCUCUCUUCACUUCCGACCAUCUCCAGUGUUGCGUGGUAGAGAGUUUAGUCACGGUGCCACAAUGCCUCCGUUACCGCGUUGUGUGAUGAUUGACAUGGAGCCCAAAGUGAUUGAGGGGAUCCUCAAAAACACCAAAAAUGGAGGAGCAUACCGGCCGCAUGUGCGACAGUGCAUUACUCGCGAUGAAGGGAGCGCCAAUAAUUGGGCCUGCGGUUACUUCCAACAGGGCAGCAGCAGGAAAGAAGAGAUUCUCGACUCACUUCGCCGCGAGAGCGAGUCAUCGGGAACCGUGGGCACAUUUCAUGUUGUGCACAGCAUUGCCGGUGGGACAGGAUCUGGGGUUGGUUGUUUGGUCGCAGAGGCCAUACGGGAGGAGUUUCCCUGUGCGUUGCUUUUGCAUUCUGUUGUUUGGCCCUUUUCUACAGGUGAGGUGGUGACGCAGUGGUAUAACUGCGUCAUGGCAAUGAGUGCCCUCAGAGACACCGCCGACGCCGUUUUCAUGGCGCACAACGAUGACUUUGGUGAUGCCGCCUUUGCAAAUAAAAAAGUCCUCAGUGGUGUUUUCCGUGGCGAGGUCUCGUUUGCACGUAUAAAUGACGAAAUAAGUCGUCUGCUGGUGGACAUGCAUCUCCCGCAGAAUAUAUACCGCGUGACACGACGCCCAACGACAGCAUCGACAGCAACAAGUAGUAUGAAUCGCAAUCGCUUUAUGCGUCCACAAGCGCUACAAGAGGCCGAAGAAGUUUGUUCUCACACCUCUAUUGCGGGAAUGCUGCGACGCGGCAGGGUAGCGGAUCUCGUAGAGUCUGUCGCUCUCGAUCCAGCACUGAAGUUCUUCUCCGGUGUCUCUCUCCCCAAUGAUGCGGCUAUUCCCUCCAGAGGAGGAGGAGGAGGCGAAAACGGCGACGGCGUUGGGGUGAAUGACAAUUCAGUAUCGUGGGGGAGUGUUAUGCGCCAUGCGGCUCGAAAAUCCGCGGAACUCUUUCCGCCAUUUGCCGGCCGCUGCGCCGGUGGUGUGCUGCAGCAGCGACCGUUUAUUUGGAGCCUGCGUGGUUCUGCUGCCUGUAGCGAAGGGCUUACUGCGCUGCAAGAAGUGACUUCUUCCUCUUCUUAUGCCGGUAUCGCUCUUUUACAUGAGAAACGUUAUCGUGGAUACGCGGCACACGUGUCGCUUUUUGGCCCCACCUUCAAAAUUGGGGUGCGAUUGUCAAAAGCGCUGGAGCGAACCGAGCAGCUGUUGUCUGUCCGGGCCUUUACUCAUCAUUUUAGCCGCUACGGUGUUGGGGUGGAUGAUGUGCGGGAUGCUGUCGUGCGGCUGUGGGACACUGCGACAAUAUACACAUCCACAUAG
Molecule: messenger RNA, 1716 nt
Organism: Trypanosoma cruzi
Lineage: Eukaryota; Euglenozoa; Kinetoplastea; Trypanosomatida; Trypanosomatidae
Product: delta tubulin, putative
Exons: 1
Coding region: 1-1716 (571 amino acids)
Biological process (GO): microtubule cytoskeleton organization; mitotic cell cycle
Cellular component (GO): cytoplasm; microtubule
Molecular function (GO): GTP binding; structural constituent of cytoskeleton
Source: RefSeq, a predicted model, not a curated record